This is a messenger RNA of Angiostrongylus costaricensis, 357 nucleotides long. NCBI's taxonomy places the organism in Eukaryota, Metazoa, Nematoda, Chromadorea, Rhabditida, Metastrongylidae. The record is from the annotation of a GenBank genome assembly.
AUGCUGCCCUGGAGUGUAACGUCCAGUGCUAUGCUGGCUGGCUGGAAAGUUUGUCGGUUGGUUUGCUGGCCAGUUCGUCGGCCGACGCUGGCCAGUGUUCCCACCACGAAGCACAGCAAUUGUGACGAGGAUCCUAUAAUGGAUUCUAGGAAUCCGAUGAAGUUAGGGGGUGGAGCGAUUCUUGCGUACCCACGUUACACAUUUUCGAUAAUAAAACGAUGUGACUACGGCUACGACGAUGACGAUGACGAUGACGACGACAUCUGCGUGUGCGUGCAUUUACGGGGCUCGUAUAGUUGUAGCGUAUCGGAAUGUAAUAUGCAUUCGAAUUCACAUGUACACGGGACAGCGCCGUAG